Messenger RNA from Carassius auratus (goldfish), 2063 nucleotides. RefSeq names its product RAB26, member RAS oncogene family (gene rab26). Lineage: Eukaryota; Metazoa; Chordata; Actinopteri; Cypriniformes; Cyprinidae. Bases 383 to 1129 code for a protein of 248 amino acids. The transcript has 9 exons. The record is from RefSeq and is a predicted model, not a curated record. Gene Ontology annotation, molecular function: GTP binding; GTPase activity.
GUGAGGAUGCGCUCUGUGCGCGUGGCCAUCACUUUCACUGAUUGCGCGUGCACUACUAGAGGAGUGAGGUGCAUUUUCUCUUCACACUGACGGAGCAGUUUCACAGGCAGGCACCAGAGACGCUUUCUCUUAGAAGAAAAACCAACAAAUUGUCGGACCAGUUGCGUAAAACGGAGCGGCAUCGCGAAGAACAGAAGCAGGUGCGCUGCUCGCGCUCUUUAUCUGACGGAACCCUGAAGUCAUGCGCGCGCUAAUCGAUGAAAAGUUCAUUCACGCGUACUAAGACAUAGUCAACGGGAGAAGUGGAGUGCACAGAGCGCGCGUUUCGCUGCUCAUUAAUUACUCGUCGUACAUUCAUUCGCACUGGGAAUAAAAAAGCAUAAUGUCGAGGAAGAAAGGUGUCAAAGGGAAGGGGAGUUCAAAUACACCGAGCUCAUCUCCGAGCAGCGAUAAAGAGAAGGGUAAGAAAGUCCCGACCCUGUCUAACGGAGUGGUGCAUCCCAGCAGAUCCUCUCUCAGCAACAGCGGAGAAUUCUACGACAUCGCCUUCAAGGUAAUGCUGGUUGGUGACUCUGGGGUGGGGAAAAGCUGUCUGCUGGUUCGCUUUAAAGAUGGAGCGUUUCUUGCGGGGAGCUUCAUCUCAACAGUCGGUAUAGACUUCAGAAAUAAGGUGCUGAACAUCGAUGGUGUGAGAGUUAAACUACAGAUCUGGGAUACGGCAGGACAGGAGCGAUUCAGGAGCGUGACGCAUGCCUACUACCGAGAUGCUCACGCUCUUCUGCUGCUCUACGAUGUGACGAAUAAAGCUUCUUUUGACAACAUACAGGCCUGGCUCACAGAGAUCCACGAGUUCUCUCAGCAGAACGUUGUGAUCAUGCUUCUGGGGAACAAGGCUGAUUCCACACAUGAAAGGAUUGUGAAGAGAGAGGAGGGUGAAAAACUGGCCAAGGAGUUUGGCGUUCCCUUCAUGGAAACCAGUGCUAAAUCAGGUUUGAAUGUGGAGUUGGCCUUCACUGCUGUGGCCAAGGAACUGAAGCACAGGGAGAUGAAGGAGCCUAACGAGCCCAAGUUUCAGCUGCAGGAGUAUGUUAACAAGGAGAUGAAGGGAGUCGGAUGCUGUCGCUCCUAAAGCUGCGCUCGCUCGUGCACGUCCGUCUCUCUCUCUCUGUCUGUUUGUGUGUUUUUCCACUUUCAUCCUCUUCUCUCUCAUAAACUGGAUGCCUGUCAGAUAUUCUGCAGCUCUGGAGACUUUCAUUUUCAUACGCUGCGUUCUUUCUUUGGACCUCCAUGCACUUCACGGCUCGCAAACAACAGCAAAACAGAGAGAUGCAGUCAUCAGAAUGCAAUAGGCACAUGCUUAAAUAUUCACACCCCUAAUAAACACAGACCCACCUCUCCAAGCAACUGUGAAUGUAUGUUCAACACUCAUGACCAGUGUCUCAAAGUUUGCUUUUAUUACAUGGAAAAAUCAUCCAGUCGUCCAAUUACUUAGAUGCACUUUUCUGUGGCAGCUUCACUCGAACCCAAUUAUAUUCCACUUUUACUGUUAAAAAUAAUCACAAGUGUGUCAUAAACGUGGCUGUUCAGCAUAAGUGUAAAAUCAUAAUUAACAAAGACUUCUCUUUUUAUAAAAUGCGGUUUUCAGUUUGUUUUGUAAACGUCUUACAAAAUGAGUCCUGAUGCACUUUGUAAACACUGAAAAACUAGUGGAACUAGUUUAAAUUGCGUCAUUUUAUUAUUUUAUUUAUUAUUUUAAUAAAACUGCUUGCAUUUCUUGAUUUGUGUCACCUCCAAAUGUUUUUAUUAUUAUUAUUAUUAUUCAUCUUUCUGUUUUUAAAACCUUGGUUAUGAUAAUUGUAAACUUGUCAUUAGUCUCUUUAAGGUUAAAUUCGCUAGACUUUCUCUGUACAAUUUGACAAUUUCUCUUUUUUUGAAUAAACAAUCACACAUUACAAUACAAUCCAGCUAAUCGCUAAUUGCUAAUCGCUAAUCGCUAAAGCUAAUCGAGGACAUAAUGGAAGAUUGUUUUAUAUAUGUAUAUUCAGAUAAAUAAAGAAUUGCAA